UAGUGGCGGAACAAAACAGGACUCGAGCCACAGCAGGCUGUACACAGGUCAUUGAGACUGUCGAAGAGUAGCUAACUAGUUAGGGCGAUAUUACAGGGUAGUUGACAUAGAGCCGUAAGAAAGAGCAAAGUGCCUUAUUUCCCUGCACGGUGAACCCCUUCAGUCUGAACACAAGAAGAUGGCUCAUGAAGUGGCUGACUUCCCUUGUGGCCCGCUGGAUAUCUACAGGAACAAAGCCUCUUUCAACUGGAAGGACAUGCUCUGCUUCUUAGACGGAGAGGAAAUCAUAGCAUUCAAGCAACACUUGUUCAAGACACUUGAGAAUGACCCUCUGUUUGCACGUCGGCCCGGUGAAGACGUCCCUCUCGAGAAAAUGAGAGAGCUGACCUUCCUGAGGGCAAAGCAGCUCUUCCGCUAUGACUUCCUGACAAAAGAAGAGGUGAUGGCUAACCCCUGGAAGACUAUAACGCUCAGUGAUUGCCUGGGCAUGUACGACUGGGCCUUGGCAGCCAAGUACUUUCUCAACAAAGGGAUGUUUGGAGCGACUAUUGCCAACUCCGGAUCAGGGAGACACAGCAAAUAUGUUGAAAACACUGAAGACAUGACCACGUUUGGAUGCUUUGGACUGACUGAGCUGAGCCACGGCAGCAACACCAGAGCCAUGAGGACCACAGCAACAUAUGACCCCUCCACCCAGGAGUUUGUGAUCAACUCUCCGGACUUUGAGGCCGCCAAGUUCUGGGUGGGGAACAUGGGUAAGACUGCGACCCACGCUGUGGUGUUCGCUCAGCUCUACACGCCUGACCAGGUGUGCCACGGCCUGCACUCUUUUGUUGUGGCGCUGAGAGAUCCCAAGACCCUGCUAGCUCUGCCUGGUGUGCUGGUUGGAGACAUGGGCAAGAAGCUGGGCCAGAAUGGACUGGAUAACGGGUUUGCUUUGUUUCAUAAUGUGAGGAUCCCUCGGGAGAAUCUGCUGAAUAAGACGGGAGAUGUUACUCCUGAUGGCCGCUACGUUACACCAUUUAAGGACCCCAACAAGCGUUUCGGGGAGUCUCUGGGUGCUCUGUCAGGUGGCAGGGUGUCCAUCACCAGGAUGGCUUUGGUCAACCUGAAGCUGGCUCUGACUAUUGCCAUCCGCUUCUCAGCCACCAGAAGACAGUUUGGACCCAAAAACACAGAGGAGAUUCCUGUUUUGGAGUACCAGUUACAGCAAUGGCGUCUGAUCCCAUACCUGGCAGCAGCGUAUGCUCUUGAACACUUCUCCAAAUCCAUCUUCAUGAACUUUGUUGAGUUCCAGAUUGGACAGAUGAUGAGGGAGAAGAGUGACAGACAAGCAGAGAUGGGCAGGGAGAUCCAUGCUAUAGGCUGCUCCAGUAAACCGCUGGGCUCGUGGAUUGCUCAGAGAGGGAUUCAGGAGUGUAGGGAGGCCUGCGGUGGACAUGGAUACCUGGCCAUGAACCGGCUGGGUGAUCUGCGUAAUGACAAUGACCCAAACUGCACAUAUGAAGGAGACAACAACGUCUUGCUGCAACAGACCAGCAACUAUCUGCUCAGCUGGUUCCAUGCUAAACACCGCGAUGGUGUGCGCAUUGAGUCUCCUCUUCACACUGUGGACUUCCUGGAUGAUUCCCACAAGAUCCUGGAAAGCAAGUUCACAGCAAGAACGAUGGAGGAGUGUAUGGACUCUGCAGUGCCACUGGCAGCCUAUAAGUGGCUGGUGUGUUUCCUGCUGGAAGAGAGCCAGAAGAGGCUGGAGCAGGAGAUGGCCUCGGGAAAGGAUGAGUUUGAGGCCCGUAACAACAGCCAGGUCUACUAUUGUCGCUCCCUGGCCAUGGCCUACAUAGAACACAACUGCCUCCAAAGGUUUCAUGAGCUGACUACUGAUAUGGACACACCAGCUGGUCUCAGACCUGUACUAAGCAAGCUGUGUGCCCUGUAUGGGCUGUGGAGCCUCAGCAACCACAUGGCCACACUCUACCAGGGUAAUUACUUGAGUGGAAGGAAGCCCACAGAGUUGGUCCAGAUGGCCAUUCUCACUCUCUGCUCCCAGCUGAAGGAUGAUGCAGUAGCAUUGGUGGAUGUUUUGGCACCUACUGAUUUCAUUCUCAACUCACCUAUUGGCAACUCUGAUGGACAGCUUUACAAGAACCUGUGGUCGACAGUGAUGCAGGGCAGCCAGGUGCUGGAACGGCCUUCCUGGUGGAAAGAGUUCUGCUCAGACAAGCCGGUGGUCGGAUCCCUCCGUCCAAAACUCUAGAACCAACUCAACAACCUCACUUUACCACAUUCUAACUAAGUGCAAUUUAAAAUGUAAUGUCCAUACACACAACCUAUUGCCAAAAAAGUGUGUAAGUACCUAAUCAAGUGUUUAUUAUGAAACGCUGGAAUCCUGUGCACUCUUAAGAUCUCCGGAUGAACUAAAGAACUCUUGAUUCCUGGUCUGACGCUAAACAAAUCAAACAGUUACACUGAUACAAUGACACAAUUACCACAAUUCCCUCAUUAACACACAUAGAACCCUUGGACCUGCUCACCAGCACAUUCUCUAAAACAUUAAAGCAUUUACAAGUAUGAACCUGAAAAUGAGCAUAAUAUGGGACCUUUCAAAAACCUACUUGCAAAUGUCAACAUUGUUCCAUUAAAGGCUAAAUGAUGUGUUAACAACUACUACUACAACUAACUGGGCAUAUGCGCCGAAUGUUUUCAAGAUGUCGGAGUUUCAGGAAUUACGUAUUAUUAAUAAUACAUUUUAAAAUUAUUUGGCAUAUUUUAUGUCAAUGGAAAGGAUGACUUUUUGAAUUUCAGUUUGCCUUUAAAUAAUACAAUAUCUUUAGUAUUUCACCGUACUUCAUUGGUAUGAUAAAUGUAAUAAUAACCAUUAUAAUAAUUUAGUUAAAAAUGUAUAUAUUUAUAAGAAAUUGCUGGAUAUACUGUAAGGUUUGGCAUUGACUGAUCAUCCCUACUAUACAGUAUGUUCUAGAACAUUGAAACUGAUUAUGUGAAUUAUACUUGUGAACAGUGCAAUAAUGUAAUUUUAAAAUAGCAUGAUUCCAGUGCAGUUAUGUGUCAGUUAUAUUUUAAAAUCAUCGUUAUGGCCAUACCAAGGAUCAUUAAAAGUGAAUACUAAACAAGGGCUUCUAGGUAACACAAUGCAACUUUAAAGUGUUAACAUAAUUAUCUUUAUUAAAUGUGAUAAAUUAAGGGUCAAUGUGAUUUUGAGCUGUUGUAAUGAUUGGAAAUAAGCCUGUGGUUGUAUAUAACAUAUUUUUAUAUAUAAUAUUCAAGUUUUAGAGAAGGUGUAAGAUUUGAAGUUGUAGAAGAACAUUUACAAAACUCAAAUCUCACUUAACCCUUUAUUAGGCAAAAUCACACAUGAUACAGUACUGUGAGUGUGGUUAUAUGUGACUUAUGUGUUACACUUACAGUUCAGAGUUUCAGACUGAUUGCUGCUAUGAUUGAGUAUUCAAAAGCAUUUCUCUGUUAUAUUGGCUGCAAUAUUUCACCGUUCACAUAGUGUGUGCACACGUUAUUUACACAUUAUCAAUUUUGUUUCCAUACAGCCUUUAUUUACAGGUUUACAAAGAGUUAUAUACAACCACAGGCUUUCUGUGUGUUUUUCUGAACACAUUUGACAUGCAACAAUCUUACUGACCCUUACUGGAGCCUAUAUAAUUGUCUCAACAAACAACCUCAUAAUUACAGUAAACAUCUAGAUGUGAUUUUUUAGAUUUAUUGUAUUUCAUAGUUGAAUGAUGUGAAAUGUAUCUAAUGGGAUGUCAUAUUCUAAUGAAUGUGAAAAUUGUGUGGAUGUCAAGUUUCAUACGACCCUGUAAAGAAUGAUCACAGUUCUUGUAAACACAAUACAAAUUAAAUAAAUGUUCCAUACAAC
Messenger RNA from Sander lucioperca (pikeperch), 3889 nucleotides. RefSeq names its product peroxisomal acyl-coenzyme A oxidase 3-like. Gene Ontology annotation, cellular component: peroxisome. The transcript has 19 exons. Gene Ontology annotation, molecular function: FAD binding; fatty acid binding; pristanoyl-CoA oxidase activity. The record is from RefSeq and is a predicted model, not a curated record. The coding region runs from base 179 to 2257 and encodes 692 amino acids. Gene Ontology annotation, biological process: lipid homeostasis; fatty acid beta-oxidation using acyl-CoA oxidase. NCBI's taxonomy places the organism in Eukaryota, Metazoa, Chordata, Actinopteri, Perciformes, Percidae.